Messenger RNA from Chionomys nivalis (European snow vole), 884 nucleotides. Its product is annotated as glycine cleavage system H protein, mitochondrial-like. The transcript has a single exon. Bases 55 to 564 code for a protein of 169 amino acids. Gene Ontology annotation, cellular component: cytoplasm; glycine cleavage complex; mitochondrion. Gene Ontology annotation, biological process: protein lipoylation; glycine decarboxylation via glycine cleavage system. The record is from RefSeq and is a predicted model, not a curated record. Lineage: Eukaryota; Metazoa; Chordata; Mammalia; Rodentia; Cricetidae.
GACCGCCCGCCCGGUGGCGGAGGCGCAGUGCGGUUACCCUAGGAACCCCCAAUCAUGUCGCUGCGAGUGGCUAGGAGCGCGAGGGUCGUGGCCUGCAACCUGCGCAGCGCCCUGGCCUCCUGCCCGCCGCGGCCCUGGGUGCCGAGCGCCGCUGUCCGCGCGCUGCGCACUGGAUCCGCUGUGCAGUCGGUGCGUAAAUUCACAGAGAAACACGAAUGGAUAACCACAGAGAAUGGUAUUGGAACAGUGGGAAUCAGCAAUUUUGCACAGGAAGCUUUGGGAGAUGUUGUUUACUGUAGUCUACCUGAAGUUGGGACAAAAUUGAAAAAACAAGAUGAGUUCGGUGCUUUGGAGAGUGUGAAGGCCGCCAGUGAACUCUACUCCCCUCUGUCGGGAGAGGUGACCCAAGUCAACGAGGCUCUUGCAGAAAACCCGGGGCUCGUCAACAAAUCCUGUUAUGAAGAUGGUUGGCUGAUCAAGAUGGCACUGAGUGACCCUUCAGAGCUGGAUGAUCUAAUGAAUGAAGAAGCCUAUGAAAAGUAUGUGAAAUCCAUUGAGGAGUGAACACGGUACCCCACUCCCAACAGAACUGUGGGGUAACCUGCUCCAGGAUGCUUGUCUUAAAUUAGUGGAGGAUAGUAGAUUUGAAGUAACUUUUAGUAAUACUGAUGGAAGGAAACUAUUCUCUACAGUGCUACUUAAAAAACCCAACUUCCUGAUGGGUGCAGAUAAACACAAUGUACAUAUGUUUAAUAAUCCUCAUGCUAGGUAUUUAAAUGAGGGGUUAAGCACUGGUGUUUAGAAUUCUUGAUCAUCUAUGGUAAAAAAAAAAAAUGGUUAUGAAGCUGGGUUUGGUGAUGAACCUAUCCUUUAAUCCCGGCACU